AUGAGCGAUGGCUUAGUGGUUGGAACAUACUUGGCCGAGCAAGUUGCUUUGACGAGCUAUGCGCUCCUUUCUGUGAGCCAAGCCGAUGCCAAGCGCAGCCAAAUCUCAGCAGUGCCCUCUGGACCACGGGUGAAACGACGGCUGAGAGACCACAACAAUUUCAAAGCUGACACGCUUCCCGCUUUGGUCAGUCUCGAUCCGCUUCUUCAGGGUGCGACCACUGCUGUCGAAGGCCCAGGGCCAACUGCGGCGGCCGAGACACAACGCCGCAUGCGGCUGACCCACAUCGAGAUCUCCUCUGCACGCCUUGCGGAGGGCAGGCAGACUUGGUCUACAGACCGCCCCACGGCAGAUCAACCACCUAGCCGUGGCGACUGCCAGGCCAUCGCCAGCUUGACUGCGCCGUUGCCUUGGUUCCGACCAGGUGCUCCCGAGCCAAAGAAAAGCCUCAAGAAGGCCAGAUCUCGACGAGGUUCGGCGGGAUUCUCCAGCACGACAAACCCAUGGGACCUCUUUUCCGAGAGCCUACGCGGCACGGGCGUGGAGCGGAGCCCGCGGAAGCGGUCGCCUUCGCCGCCGCGGAAGCGGGAUGCAGGCGAAAGGGCGCCUCGUGACCUCUUCCACUUUGGCUUGGCAGAGCAGCCGCUGCUGCCCGAGGAUGCCGUUCAGGCGUACUUCGAGAGCGAGAAAGCACGGACGGAUCAACUUCACGAAAAGGAGAAGGAGCCGAAAGAGCUGGAAAAAGUGGAUGGGCAGCGGAGGUAUGCCAUCGUCAAACCACUGCCGCACUCCGACAAGGUGCACAGAGAACCGCUGCGAGUCCUGCGUGAGUCCAAAAAGUCGGAGCCUGCCGACCCGUUGAUGGAAGGAGAUGCAUUGGACAGGACAAAGUUCUUCGCGGAACUUCUCGACCAAAUGUUCUUCAAGCAGAAGUUUAGUCCUGUCCGACGGGACGCUUGCCAGCUAACGCGCAUGCCGCACAGCUGCAUGCAGCUGCAAGGGUCUGCAAAGAUGGACGAUGGGAGUGUCGAGGAUGGUGAGGGCGGUCGACGAAACUGGGUUGGGCCUAAGCUGCUCGUCAGGCCAUUCUUCUGUCAGCUCCUGGCAGCCUUGAGCGUGUUUGACUUGGCAUUGCGAUUGUACUUGUAUUGGUGUUGGCACCAGCUUGUGCGAGCCUCUGGGGAGCUUUUCCCUGCCGAGCACCUUUCCAAGGCCUUGAAAGGUGUGGAGUCAGCUGUUGUCCGGCCUGCGAUAACCCGACUGGAAGCUGAGAGCGGUGCGAGCGCAGCAACAGGCUCUGCAGAUGCACGGAAGCAGCGCCUCCGAGCACAGUGUGGGGCCUUGCAUCGCCAGCUUAUGGACAAGAAGGCCAACGAGGACGGUUUCCUCUCAAACGUGAUGACAUUCUUUCGCGAAGAAGAUGCAAAGGCCAUGAACCACCGCAUGCAGAUUCAAGACCAGUUGGAUCAGUUCGAGGAGCUUCGUGCGCACCAGGCUCAACAAGCAAAGGAGGAGGAGGCGCUGAAG
This is a messenger RNA of Symbiodinium necroappetens, 1527 nucleotides long. NCBI's taxonomy places the organism in Eukaryota, Dinophyceae, Suessiales, Symbiodiniaceae. The record is from the annotation of a GenBank genome assembly.